This is a messenger RNA of Nematolebias whitei (Rio pearlfish), 7230 nucleotides long. It is a transcript of the gene tet1, whose product is annotated as tet methylcytosine dioxygenase 1. Gene Ontology annotation, biological process: oxidative demethylation; positive regulation of transcription by RNA polymerase II. The transcript has 12 exons. Bases 636 to 6983 code for a protein of 2115 amino acids. Gene Ontology annotation, molecular function: DNA 5-methylcytosine dioxygenase activity; DNA binding; zinc ion binding. Lineage: Eukaryota; Metazoa; Chordata; Actinopteri; Cyprinodontiformes; Rivulidae. Gene Ontology annotation, cellular component: nucleus. The record is from RefSeq and is a predicted model, not a curated record.
CGUUAGUUUUGACACUCUCCUGUGUAAACCGGCUGAAGCUGAAAACUCCACUCCGGGUUUUCACCUCCUCUCCUCUCCCUCCUCUCAGAGCGGAGGUUCGGGGGCCAGGCAGGCGGAGAGAGAGCGAGGGUUGCGUCUGGUGGAGGGGGAGCGUGCGCGAGCGGAGCGGGGGCUGCCCUGAAUGGAUUGACAGAAGAGGGAUUUACAUUUUUACGGGUGUCGUGGCUCCGUGAACGCCACACGGCUGAGAAAAAAAAAAGCGAGAGAAAAAAAAAAAUAAAGAUAAAAAAAUAGAAUCCGCUUGAUGUUUGUUCGUGCUGUGGGCGCUGCUAUCAUGUCCACGAGUCGCCAUCGGCAGAGGAUUGAACUUAGCAGCGGUCUAUAUUUACCGAGGAGGGACACCAAUCCAAGCUGUCUCGCUGCGGAGCGGAGUAUUAUUAGCAGCUCAGACCGUACAACUGUCUCUCUGUGGUAAUGUGUUGCAAAUACGCACAAAAAACGCCACAGCAACUUACUGUGUAAAGGAAAACUGCAAUAAAACAAGAAUCCAAGACGUUUCUUUUCCUAGCAAGGUAUAAACAUUUAUCUGGCUCCCAUGCUGGCUGCCAAAAGUCCUUUCCUCCACACCCUCAGCCAUGCCUGCUACCAAGUCCACCAGGAGACAGACACCUGCUCAGAGACGAAAAGGCCAGAAAACCACCAAAAUCAAGGCUAAAACCUGUAAAUCAAGCAAAUCCAGAGGAAAAGCAACAGAGAGGUUUCAGAAGGCACCUGCAGAAUCCACAAGGUCAGCAACCAGAUCGCAGGCAAAACGAGGUCAAAGUCCUCGUGGAAGAGGUAAGGAUCCCAGGAGGUCCCCUAGCAGAGAUAGCCUUGUAACAGGAUCUAGAAGGCAAAGACGGUCAAGUCAGCCUGAGAGCCGUGGCAAGUCGCAGGUCCCCCGAGGACAGAGGAGAUCUCAAUGGGACACGCAAGCAUCUGCAACACCCUGUCAGUCUUCUAAACCGUGCAGAGGAAGGAAAAGCAGCAGAGGGAGUACCGGGCGAAAAGCAGCCUCCCGGCAACGAAACACAAAACACAAACCCUCAGUCAUCAAAGAUCCCACUUGCGAUGAAGAACACGGAAAAGUGGAAAACGGCAACGACGAAGAAAUUUCCACGAAUCGUCGCCAAACUGACGGUGAAGUUCCUUCAAAUUUCAAAGAGCAGAGUGUUGAACUUGACAACGCUAAAGAGGAGAGUUCUCUCGAAGCUGAUUCGCCGGAGUGUAACAGCACGCCGGGAGACGCUGCGCAGCACAGCUGUGACGGUGUUUUAGUUGAAGACGCACAGACGGUCAGCCGCAACAGUGAAGGUGACUCGAAUCAAGUCACAGGGGUCACUGUUUGUGAUGACAAUGAUGGACAGCCAAGUAGUGACAGGAGUAAAGGCCUCACCUCAUUGGGAGUGCAUGGCGGUAAUGAGGAAAAUGACACUUCAUCCAUUACUGGAGAUGAGCUUGAUCAUGUUGACAGUGGUGGUAAGCAGGAUGGGGGGUGCACUGUCCAACAAAAGGAGGAUAUGCUUCUGGGCAUGAAUGAGAAUAGAGCAGAUGAAAGUGGAUCAGUUGUCACAGAGAGAAAAGAUGAGAUAAAUCACAAGAAAAGAAGGAGUUUAGAUGUGGAGAAGGCUGUUGAGAGACAAAGUGAGACCUUGGAGGAAAAGAAAGAAAUAUCUGUAGGGCUGGAGAACAGUGAGACUGAAGAUGGUGGAAGAAAAGAAAAUCAGGUUUUCACUAGUCCUGCUACCUACCAAACCAGCACUCCAACCUGUCAAACCCCAGAUCCACCUCAUUGUAACACGGGACCAACAGCCCAGUCCGGGACACCGGCACAUGUGUUAAUGGUCUUCAACGCAACUACCUCAAAUCCCACCAAAGCCCCCUUCCCCUCAGAUCCAUUUGAGCCAGAAGCUGUAAGAAAGGCCAAAACAGACAUUCAACCUACCGCUCAAGGUGCUAAACCUCAGUUACAAGGCUCCUUGGCUGUCCCUGAUGCUGUACCGAAGGUGCAGACUGUUAUAGUGAAAAGAAGUAUGCCCGUCAUCGUCUGUAGGGACUCCCUUAAACCUAUCUCAGAAGAGUCCAGCAAUAAUGAGUCACACCAACAACAAAGCCUGGUAGUCCUUUCUUCUGAGGGAGAAGGACAAGGUUUCACACCAACCGAGACCAAAAAUGGUGAAUUAAAUCAAGAGUCACGAGAUUGUACCAGCCAGAAAGCAUCUGUACUUUCACUGUCAUUGGUUACUCUGUUGGGCACAGACAUCCCUGUGGCUAAGCAUGAACCAAACGUCGAGGACAGCGUUCGGGUACCAAUGCCUGAGGAAGACUUGGUGCCAAAGAUCUCAGUUCAUCUCGACAGCAGCUCCACUUUCUCCUGCAGCUCAGAAAGUACUCGCUCCUCGUUUUCUUUUGACACCGAAUCAGAGACGGGCUAUGCGGAGGCCGGCCUGGGACCGGGGUCCUCGGGGACGUCUCUAAAACCACAGAGGAAGGAGAGGAGGAAGCGGAGCAGGUGUGGGACGUGUGAGCCAUGCCUCAGGAAGAUUAACUGUGGCCAGUGCAGCUGCUGCCUCAAUCGCAGGACCGGCCACCAGAUCUGUAAGCUGAGGAAGUGUGUGGAACUCAAGAGGAGGAGAACGUCAUCUCUGAUCAGCUGGUGUGAUGUACAGGUGGCUCCAGAAAUCAGGGCGGUAAAUGGCAAAGGCGAAGUACAGAUGGAUGGCACCCACGUGGCAGCAGAGGAGGAUGAAGAGGAGGAAGGCCACAUACCUCAUAUACAAUCUCCCCUCACAGCCCAGUCACUUAUCAACAACCUGGUCCCAGACCAAGGUGGACAGUCUGCACUUAUUAAACAAGAGUCUGGGGUAGAUCUGGACAGAAUUGCACUUCGCCAGCACGUAUGCUCUUCUGUGACUCUUCUGAAUGCUUCAAAUGAGAACCUUACAAAACAAAAUGGUGCUAACAUGACCAGUGGGUCACACUCCGUUCUGAAAUCUGCAUGUAAAAGGACUACAACAGCGUCAGAGCUUCAAAGGACUAUAAUCACCGCAGUCCCUAAAGUCAGCUCUGAGAACGGACCCAGGAUGCCUCCAGAUGACGUGUCAGCUCCACUAAAGAAGAUCAAACUGGAGGAGCCGUGGAUGUGGAUCCCUGAACAGACCUCCACGCGACACAACGAUGCAGAGGAUGCAUGUGAUGAUCCGCUGUCGGUGCUGGCAGCUGUCGUCUGUCUGUCCGUCACAGAGAGGAAGGGACUGGAGGAGAAACUGCUUGGAUCGCGUUCUUCCAUUCUUCGCUCCAUCAAAACAGAGCCAGCAGAUUUGCACUUUGUCAAAACAGAAAAAGAUGACUUAAAGAAUAACUUGUGUCAGAAAAGCACUCCUGUUAACUUGCAAAGGAUUCCCCAGCUUGUCAAACACGAGCCUCCUCCAAAUGCUCUGCUACCUAGCGUGCAGUCUUUAGCAGAGAGGAAAAAUCUCAGUUUUGAUCAGGCUGUUGCUAUUGAGGCCUUGACUCAGCUGGCAGCUAUACCUCAAAGCACCCAAGCUCGCAUUAAAAUUGAAAAUAACUGUGAACAUCCUAUUUCUUCUUCCUCUUUCUCGAUUUCCAACUCAAACAUUUCUCUACAAGAAGCCAAAUCCACAGCAGCUGUCCACUACAACAAAGUGUCGGUUAUCAGCUCACCACUACACCAAACGUCAGUGAUUCGCCCUCCUGUGGCCAGGCAAGGAAAUGUCAUCCAAUGCUCCCGAAGGCUGAGCUCUGACUCGGAUAAUAAAGCAUCCUGCAGGUGGACGGAGCAGUAUCAUGUCAUCAAAUCACAAAGCAACUAUAAAGAGACCAGUCACAUAAAGUUCAGUAAGGAUCAUGAGCUUGAUGAGGAGGACAGAGAUAACUUUGUCAAUAAAUUGAUAAGGAACAGAGACGAGGAGGAAGUGGCAGCUCAGCUGGCAGAUUUGGCGUUCAUCAUCCAGUCACGACACAACCAGCGGUCAGAGAACAACCCUCCAAAGGGAACACCUGUUUCAGCCAUUAAAUACAACUACAAAUCCCAGCAACACCCCAGUCAGAAAAAGCCCCUUGUAAAGAAAAUGAAAGCUACACCCCCUAAGCCACGGAAAAGGAAAAGUGAUGGGUCACAAGAGGCUACGAACCGCAGGACCCCUCUCUCAAAAUGCAUGCCAAAUGGAGAGAUGCCCUACAGGGGCAGGGGCCAGAUAAGCCUUCUACAUGGGAAAUCUGGCCAACACCAAAAGAACAACUUGUUUCUGCCUCUGGCUCAAAUUGAUCUAAAGAAAUACUUGGCUGAGGCUCAAGAGGGAAGGAGGCAGCUUAUCCAUCACAGUAACACUCACAAUGCAAGCCUUUUUGGUCAGCAGGCUCAAAACUUCAGCACUCUUACUCAGACAAAUCUCACGUGCGGUCAAGAAAACCAGCCGUGGCCUCUUUCUAACGGUCAUCAGCACAAUCCCUGCAAUGGUUUUCCUACAGGACCCGAGGAGUGUCGUCUGUUAUCUCAGGUAGAGCAGCCUUGUGGGCUGCAGCACAGUGCUGAUCCUAACACCAGCCCAGUAAAAACAGAUGUUCACAACCAUGCCACUGAGCACCAUGGGCUGUCCAACGGGUUUUCAGGGGCUCCUCAGUCCCCUCCUGCAAGUCAGCAGGGCUACUACAAGUUAGAGAUGUCAGGACCUGUCACUGUCCUGUCUACAGCGGCUGAUGGGGUUCAAGGCCACUCGUCAGAGUCGACGCCAACCAGGAACAGUGUCAACAGCUUUCUGGAGUCUCCAAUGAGUUUUUUAGAUACUCCUACUAAGAACUUGCUUAAUACACCUUCCAAAAAACUGGCUGAUCUUCCAACCUGUCAGUGUGUGGGACAAGUCAUUGAAAAGGAGGAAGGCCCUUACUAUACUCAUCUCGGGGCAGGUCCAACUGUUGCUUCAGUGAGGGAACUGAUGGAGAACAGGUAUGGCGCCAAGGGGAAUGCAGUAAGGGUGGAAGUUGUUGUUUACACCGGGAAAGAAGGCAAGAGCUCCCAGGGGUGCCCGAUAGCUAAAUGGGUGAUCCGGCGUUCCAGCGAGGAGGAGAAGCUGCUGUGUUUGGUUCGCAAAAGGCCAGGGCACAGCUGUGACACAGCCGUGUUGGUGAUCCUCAUUUUGGCGUGGGAGGGGAUCCCUCACUCAUUGGCAGACCACCUCUACCAGGAUCUCACAGAGACCCUCUUUAAAUAUGGCUCUCCCACCUGCCGGCGCUGUGCUCUCAAUGAGGAUCGCACGUGUGCAUGCCAGGGUUUGGACCCGGAUACUUGCGGCGCCUCAUUCUCCUUCGGCUGCUCCUGGAGCAUGUACUUCAAUGGCUGUAAGUUUGCUCGCAGCAAAGUGCCCCGCAAGUUUCGCCUGCUUGGAGAUUACCCGGAGCAGGAAAAGAAGGUAGAGAACAACCUUCAGAAUCUUGCCACAGAUCUCGCUCCACUCUACAAAAAACUCGCUCCCGAAGCUUUCCAAAACCAGGUUGAACAAGAAGCAGCAGGUGGGGACUGCCGGCUGGGCGGGAAAGAAGGUCGACCUUUCUCCGGGGUCACAGCUUGUGUGGAUUUCUGUGCCCACGCUCACAAGGACACCAGCAACAUGAACAACGGCAGCACUGUGGUUUGCACUUUAACAAAGGAAGACAACCGAUCAGUGCGUAAUAUUCCAGAGGACGAGCAGCUUCAUGUGCUGCCGCUUUACAAGAUCUCUGACAAAGAUGAGUUUGGACAUGUGGAGGGUCAGUGGGCCAAGAUCCAAAGUGGUGCUCUGCAGGUUCUGUCCUCCUUUCCUCGAGAGGUUCGUUUACUGGCUGAGCCCGUGAAAUCUGCCCGUAAGAUGAGGCAAGAAGCUCGGAUAAAAGCUCAAGCAGAGAAGUUGGAGAAGAAGCUCGGGCUGACUUCUCUCAGUCCCGGAAAAGUGAAAUCUGAGACUCCCAACAAAGAGCCACAAGGUAUUUUCAGCUCUUACAGGCUGCCACCCAGACCUGCCAGUGUUGGAAGGUCCCCACCAGAGAGAAAUCAACCCAGCGUUUACAGCCAGAGCACCAGCAGCUACUCCUCACCCGGUGCAGGGGUGACAUCACAGAGGGACGUCAUCCCCGCCAGCCACCAUGGCCUGCCUAGCCUCCGGUAUGAGACAGUGAGUGGAACCUUGAGCAUUUUUGCUCCAGCAUCCGGUGAGCGUAUACCUCCUCAAAGCCCCCGCGGUGAAUGUUCCUUUAAAACUGAGCCCAGUGAGGUGCACUGCUCUGCUCUGCGCAGACUCUCCCCCAGUGCUCCUCCUCUUCAUCAUCCCUCCUCCUUCUCCCCACGACCUACAUCUGAGGGCCUCUUCAGCAGACUCAACGGACUGCCAGCAGACGAUGUCGCAGGAGAGGUCAGGGGUCAUGCCCUUCCUCCACGCUCACCUCCCCCUUUACAAACCCCUACCCUCAUGGCUGAGGAUACAAAGCAGGAAGAGGUUUGGUCUGACAGCGAGCACAACUUCCUGGACGGGGACAUUGGCGGGGUCGCCGUGGCGCCGUCGCACGGCUCCAUCCUGAUUGAAUGUGCGCGACGGGAGCUCCACGCCACCACGCCUAUCCUCAAGCCGAACCGCAGCCACCCUACCCGAAUCUCCUUGGUCUUCUACCAGCACAAGUCCCUAAAUGAGCCAGGCCACGGGAUGGCCAUGUGGGACGCCAAAAUGGCCAAGCGGGAACGGGAUCGAGAGGAGGAGGCGGAAAGACUGAGAAUGGAGGGCAGCCCAAGCAGCGGCGUAAGAAAGGGGGAGGAGGAAGCAGGCGAGGACGCCGAGGAGACAAGGUUAACGAACGUCCCGACACGUCAGGCUUGGACUCUCUCGAGGGACGGCGUCAUCACCGUGUCCCCGUAUGCUCUUACACACGUGACGGGCCCGUACAAUCGCUGGACUUAGUCACAAAACACUCGCUCACCGUGCGCUUCUGCCUUACCUCAAUUAGACUUCUACUCAUGUCAUUUGUACUUUUCUAAUAUCUAUAAACUUUGUCCUUCUGAGUCUCUGCCUUCUUGAUGAUAAGAAGGACCAAACGUGUUGUUGUUUUGUUUUUUUCCUUUGGGAGGGGGGUUAUUUUUAACUGUGAGUUUUGGUGCUGGUUUUUAAUGUAAAGAAAUGGUGCUUUGAAGCAUUUAAUGAUGUUUUU